Messenger RNA from Phymastichus coffea, 2585 nucleotides. RefSeq names its product protein transport protein Sec23A (gene Sec23). Lineage: Eukaryota; Metazoa; Arthropoda; Insecta; Hymenoptera; Eulophidae. Gene Ontology annotation, cellular component: endoplasmic reticulum exit site; COPII vesicle coat. Gene Ontology annotation, biological process: endoplasmic reticulum to Golgi vesicle-mediated transport; COPII-coated vesicle cargo loading; COPII-coated vesicle budding. The transcript is spliced from 9 exons. The record is from RefSeq and is a predicted model, not a curated record. Bases 231 to 2534 code for a protein of 767 amino acids. Gene Ontology annotation, molecular function: GTPase activator activity; zinc ion binding.
UGCUGCUAGCUGCAAGUUGGCGGCCCCCAGUCGCAAGCAAGUUUAGCAAAUGACGUGGCCCGGAUGACGGCUGCACGAGCCACAUACUUGGCUACCAAACUUCGUUCACGAUUUUUUUUAUGAAAAACAUUGUUAACAUUAUGAUUAAAUUGAUCGAGCCGCAGAAGUAAGAUCUCAUUAUCUCGAUCUUGAAUUGCUGUUAAGCUUAAUAAUUGUGAGAAGAGGUCAAAAUGACGACGUACGAGGAGUUUAUUCAACAAAACGAGGAUCGAGAUGGUGUUCGUUUUACGUGGAAUGUUUGGCCCUCGUCUAGGGUUGAAGCUACCCGAUUAGUCGUGCCAUUAGGAACGCUUUAUCAACCGAUUAAAGAACGACUUGAUCUUCCACCUAUCCAAUAUGAUCCUGUACUCUGUACACGACCUACUUGUCGAGCGAUUCUCAAUCCACUUUGCCAAGUUGAUUAUCGAGCGAAGCUUUGGGUUUGCACCUUUUGUUUCCAGAGAAAUCCAUUCCCACCACAAUAUGCUGCAAUUACAGAACAACAUCAGCCAGCAGAGUUAAUUCCAAUGUUUUCAACAAUUGAAUAUACUAUCAUGAGAGCUCCAUGUUUACCUCCAAUAUUUUUGCUAGUUGUAGAUACAUGUUUAGAUGAAGAAGAGUUAACUGCCCUGAAAGAUGCACUUCAGAUGUCAUUAUCUUUACUACCUCCCAAUGCAUUAAUAGGACUUGUGACAUUUGGCAAGAUGGUUCAAGUUCACGAACUUGGUUGUGAAGGAUGCAGUAAGAGUUAUGUGUUUCGUGGAACUAAGGACUUGCAACCAAAACAGGUGCAGGACAUGUUGGGUAUUGGAAGACCUGUUCCUGGACAAAAUCCAAAUCAGAGAGGACCAACUGGACAGCCUUUGCCACCAGCUAACAGAUUUUUACAACCUGUGCACAAGUGUGACAUGAGUUUGACAGAUUUGUUAGGAGAAUUACAGAAAGAUCCUUGGCCUGUUGGUCCUGGAAAGAGACCAUUGAGAUCCACUGGUGUUGCGCUGGCUGUAGCUACUGGCUUGUUAGAAGCUAGUUAUGCAAACACUGGUGGAAGAAUCAUGUUGUUUGUGGGUGGACCAUGCUCUCAAGGUCCUGGCCAAGUAGUCACAGAUGAUCUUCGUCAACCUAUCAGAUCCCAUCAUGACAUUCAAAAGGACAAUGCAAAGCAUAUGAAGAAAGCAACAAAGCAUUAUGACAGUUUGGCAGCUAGAGUAGCAGCUAAUGGGCACAUAAUAGACAUUUACUCAUGUGCUUUGGAUCAAACUGGUUUACUUGAAAUGAGGUCAUGUUGUAAUUCCACUGGUGGGCAUAUGGUCAUGGGUGAUUCCUUCAACUCGUCCCUCUUCAAGCAAACUUUCCAACGUGUAUUUGCCAAGGAUCCUAAAGGCGACUUGAAAAUGGCUUUCAAUGCCACAUUGGAAGUUAAAACGUCUAGAGAGCUGAAAGUCUCUGGUGCUAUUGGUCCUUGUGUAUCUCUAAACGUGAAAGGGCCGAGCGUGGGAGAACAAGAAAUUGGCUUGGGUGGUACUUGCCAAUGGAAGUUCUGUUCGCUCACUCCCUCAACAACCACUGCUUUGUUCUUUGAGGUCGUUAACCAACAAGCAGCUCCUAUUCCUCAAGGCGGAAGAGGUUGCAUACAAUUCAUCACUCAGUAUCAACACAGCAGUGGCCAGAGGAGAAUUAGAGUUACGACGGUCGCAAGAAACUGGGCUGAUGCAUCGACAUCUUUGCAUCACAUUGCCGCUGGUUUUGAUCAAGAAGCAGCUGCAGUAUUAAUGUCUCGUCUCGCAGUUUUCAGAGCCGAGAGUGAAGAUGGUCCAGAUGUACUGAGAUGGGUGGAUAGAAUGCUUAUUCGUCUUUGUCAGAAGUUUGGAGAGUACUCAAAGGACGAUCCAAACAGCUUUAGACUAGCGGAGAACUUCUCGCUCUAUCCGCAAUUCAUGUAUCAUUUACGUAGAUCGCAAUUCCUACAAGUUUUCAACAAUUCGCCGGACGAAACUAGUUUCUACAGACAUAUGCUCAUGAGAGAAGAUUUGACCAACUCUUUGAUUAUGGUUCAACCUAUUUUGUACAGUUACUCUUUUGGUGGUCCACCAGAACCAGUUUUGUUGGAUACGUCAUCUAUUCAACCCGAUAGAAUUUUGUUGAUGGAUACGUUCUUUCAGAUUCUUAUAUUCCAUGGAGAGACAAUAGCUCAAUGGCGUCAAUUGAAAUACCAAGAUCUUCCAGAAUAUGAAAAUUUCAAACAACUAUUAGCAGCUCCAGUUGAUGAUGCAGCCGAAAUCUUGGCAGGACGAUUUCCAGCUCCAAGAUACAUUGACACUGAACAGGGUGGCUCUCAAGCUAGAUUCCUCUUGAGUAAAGUCAAUCCUAGUCAGACGCACAAUAAUAUGUAUGCUUAUGGAGCGGAAAGCGGAGCUCCAGUAUUGACGGACGACGUCAGUCUUCAAGUUUUCAUGGAGCACUUGAAGAAAUUGGCAGUGUCAUCAACGGCUUAGCCUAUUAAUUAAAAAGUACAUUCAAUAUUGUUUUUUAUAUUGAAAAAUUUC